This is a messenger RNA of Perognathus longimembris pacificus (Pacific pocket mouse), 1959 nucleotides long. Its product is annotated as cytochrome P450 4B1. Gene Ontology annotation, molecular function: iron ion binding; monooxygenase activity; heme binding. The record is from RefSeq and is a predicted model, not a curated record. The transcript is spliced from 12 exons. The coding region runs from base 109 to 1644 and encodes 511 amino acids. NCBI's taxonomy places the organism in Eukaryota, Metazoa, Chordata, Mammalia, Rodentia, Heteromyidae.
GCAAGACGUGACUUGGGGUGGGGCCUGGCCCAGUGCCUGGGUCCAGAGUAUAAGAGAACUCAGGAGCCGCUAAAGGCAAAGUGGAUCCCAGACACUUCAACUCUAGCCAUGGGGCUAGGCUUCCUCUCCCUGAGCCUCUCCCGCCUGGGCCUAUGGGCGUCUGUAAUGAUCUUGAUCAUCAGUAUUUUCAAGCUUCUCCGUGUACUGCUUCGAAGGCAGAAGUUGGCCAGGGCUAUGGACAGCUUCCCAGGCCCCCCAACCCAUUGGCUUUUUGGGCAUGCCCGUGAGAUCCAGCAGACGGGGAGCCUGGACAAGGUGGUAUCCUGGGCCCACCAGUUCCCAUAUGCCCACCCACUCUGGCUUGGACAAUUUGUUGGCUUCCUGAACAUCUAUGAACCUGAUUAUGCCAAAGCUGUGUACAGCCGCGGGGACCCCAAGGCCCCGGAUGUGUAUGACUUCUUCCUCCAGUGGAUUGGGAGAGGCCUACUGGUUUUGGAUGGGCCCAAAUGGUUCCAGCACCGUAAGCUGCUCACACCUGGUUUCCAUUAUGAUGUCCUGAAGCCUUAUGUGGCUGUGUUCGCUGACUCCACUCGUGCCAUGCUGGACAAGUGGGAGAAAAAGGCUCGGGAGGAUAGAAGCUUUGACAUCUUCUGUGAUGUGGGUCACAUGGCUCUGGACACACUCAUGAAGUGCACAUUUGGCAAAGGAGACAGCGGCUUGGACCACAGGGACAGUGACUACUACCUGGCAGUCAGUGACCUCACACUGCUGAUGCAGCAACGCCUUGAGUCUUUCCACUAUCACAAUGACUUUAUCUAUUGGCUCACCCCACAUGGCCGCCGAUUCCUGAAGGCCUGCCAGACAGCCCACAAUCAUACAGACCAGGUCAUCAGAAGGCGGAAGGCAGCUCUGCAGAAUGAGAAGGAACAGGAAAAGAUCCAGCAACGGAGGCACCUGGACUUCCUGGACAUUCUUCUAGGUGCUCGGGAUGAAAAUGGGAUCACACUGUCAGAUGCAGAUCUCCGGGCUGAGGUGGACACAUUCAUGUUUGAAGGCCAUGACACCACCACCAGUGGCAUCUCCUGGUUCCUCUAUUGCAUGGCCCUCUACCCCGAGCACCAAGAGCGCUGUCGGGAGGAGGUUCGAGAGAUCCUAGGAGACAAGGACUCCUUCCAGUGGGAUGAUCUGGGCAAGAUGACCUAUUUGACCAUGUGCAUCAAGGAGACCUUCCGCCUCUACCCACCUGUGCCUCAGGUAUACCGGCAGCUCAACAAACCCGUCACCUUUGUAGAUGGCCGCGCUCUACCUGCAGGCAGUCUGAUCUCUCUGCACAUCUAUGCUCUUCACAGGAACAGCUCCGUGUGGCCUGACCCUGAGGUUUUUGACCCCCUGCGCUUUUCACCUGAGAAUGUAACUGGACGCCACCCCUUUGCCUUCAUGCCCUUUUCUGCUGGUCCCAGGAACUGUAUUGGGCAGCAGUUUGCCAUGAACGAGAUGAAGGUGGUCACAGCCCUCUGUUUGCUGCGCUUUGAAUUCUCUCUGGACCCUUCACAGCUGCCCAUCAAGAUGCCACAGCUGAUCCUGCGUUCCAAGAAUGGCAUACACCUCCAUCUGAAGCCUCUGGGCUCUGGGUCUGGGAAGUAGGUCUUAGAGAGCAAAGGCUAAGAAAGGCCAGAUUAUUGUGCUCUCCCCUCAGAUUGGAUGAGGGGUAGUUAUGUCUCGGUGGCCUUCAGGAGGCUUAUAGUUUGGGAAGGGAGUAGGAACUGAUGAAAAAGUGCCUUGUAAACAUGUGUCUAGAUGUUUGUUAUUCAUAGAGUUUUAGCACUCAUUCAUUCAUUCAUUCAUUCAUUCCACAAACCUUUGGUGAAUACUCACUUGCUUUGAGAAACUUCCUCAUAAUUUGCAGUCUUUCUGAAAUGUAACAGAAACGUAUUUUAGUGAAUGCAAUGAAAGUGAGGU